Molecule: messenger RNA, 3513 nt
Organism: Amaranthus tricolor (Joseph's coat)
Lineage: Eukaryota; Viridiplantae; Streptophyta; Magnoliopsida; Caryophyllales; Amaranthaceae
Product: DNA repair protein RAD16
Exons: 15
Coding region: 201-2813 (870 amino acids)
Molecular function (GO): ATP-dependent chromatin remodeler activity; ATP binding
Source: RefSeq, a predicted model, not a curated record
GGUAGUUUUAACUGGUAUAUAUAUCUUCGACCAAAACGGGAAUGUAGGAGAAAUUUUAGUUGGUUUCUUCUACCAAAAAGUGUAUGAGGAUUGGACGAGUGGUAACGUACUAACGUUUACAUGACUCAGCAUUGCAGUUGAUCUUCACUUCACCUCUUCGCUUCUUCUGAUCACUAAAACCCUAAUUUCUACAAUUUCAAAUGCAGCUUCGCUCCAAUCGUCUGCUCCCAGAGCCAUCCGUUGAUGAACUAAUGGAGCAACAAGAUUUGGUUGAUAGUGGCAUAGAAGACAAUGAUUGUGAAAGUGAUUCUGGAACAGUAAAGGUUUCUUCAAAAAGAACAAGACAAGUCAGUAAAAAGAAAAAGAGGAGUGAAGAGCCUGAUGUUGGAGUUGUACACACAAUUGAGCCAGAUUCCCAAAAAGUUUUUGGUGUUUGUGAUUUUGAGUUUGUUGAUCCGACUGAGAUGAUGAAGCGAAAGAAAAAAAAGAAGAAUGGGGAGGAGAAACCAGUAUUGAUAUGGGAGGUAUGGGAAGAAGAGCAUAAACAAUGGAUUGAUAAUUAUAUUGACAGAGAACAUGAUCUGGAUCAGCAGGACAAUGCAAGUGGUGAAAUGCAUGAAGAACCCUCCGAAUUACUUAAGCCAUUGUUGCGGUUUCAGAAGGAGUGGCUGUCUUGGGCUUUGAAACAAGAAGAAUCUGUGAUUAGAGGGGGGAUCCUUGCUGAUGAGAUGGGAAUGGGGAAGACAAUUCAAGCUAUUGCACUUGUGCUUGCUAAACGGGAAAUUCGUCGUGCAAUUAAUGGAGCCGAGGAAUCUCUGUCGUCACCUGGGUCAUCUUCUCAGUUGCCUCUAAUCAAUUCCACCCUUGUUAUCUGCCCUGUGUCUGCUCUACAUCAAUGGCUGAGGGAGAUUGAGCGAUUUACUUUAGCUGGUAGCACAAAGGCUCUGUGUUACCAAGGGCCCAAGAGAGCGAGGAAUUCUCUGCAGUUUUCUGAAUUUGAUUUUGUAAUAACCACCUAUAACACUAUAGAGGCUGAUUAUCGCAAAAUGAUGCCACCCAAGCAAAGGUGUAAAUGGUGUGGUAAGUGCUUUUAUGAACGUAAGAUGGCUGUUCAUCUCAAAUAUUAUUGUGGGCCUUAUGCAUCUAGAACAGAGAAGCAGUCUAAGCAAGACAAAAAGAAAAAGAAAUCCCAAUAUAAAAUGUUUGAAAAGUGUAGUGAAGUUGAUAUCAGUGGAAAAUAUGAUGAGCUAGCUCAAAAGGAGAAUCGUAAAGUGCACAAUCGAGUAAAAGAAUCGGAAACUCAAUCUGAAGAGGAGGAUGUUGGCGGUGUUGAAGUGAAUAUUUUAAAGUCUCCCUUGCACUCUGUAAAGUGGGAGCGUAUUGUAUUGGAUGAGGCUCACUCCAUCAAAGAUAGACAUAGUAAUACUGCUAGAUCAGUUUUUGCAUUGGAGUCUUCAUACAAGUGGGCUCUUAGUGGCACACCCCUUCAGAAUCGUGUUGGGGAAUUAUAUUCACUGGUUCGCUUUCUACAAAUUGCUCCAUACUCACAUUAUUUGUGCAAGGAUUGUGAUUGCAUGACACUUGACUACAUUUCUUCUAAAGAGUGUAAAAGCUGCACUCACAAUUCUGUUAGGCAUUUCUGCUGGUGGAACAGAAAUGUGGCAACACCAAUGCAAUUGCAUGGAAGCACUACAAGAGGACAACGUGCUAUGUUUUUGCUGAAGCAGAAAAUUCUUAGGAACAUUCUGCUGAGACGUACAAAAACUGGUCGAGCUUCAGAUCUUGCUCUUCCACCUAAAAUAUUGUCAUUGAGGCGAGAUUCCUUAGAUAUCAGAGAAGAGGAUUACUAUCAAUCACUGUACACUGAAAGUCAAGCCCAAUUUAACACAUAUGCUAACAAAGGCACCGUGAUGAAUAAUUAUGCUCAUAUUUUUGUGCUACUUACGCGUCUGCGGCAGGCUGUUGAUCAUCCAUAUCUUGUGGUAUAUUCUCGCGCCAAUAGUUCUCAGAGUGAAAGUGGGAUAGAAACUGAUAUUGCUGAACAAACUUGUGGCAUCUGUCAUGAUCCAAUCGAGGAUCCUGUGGUUACAUCAUGUGGACAUGUAUUUUGUAGAGUGUGCCUCAUCGAUUAUUCUUCUUCCCUGGGGCAAACUUCGUGCCCAUCCUGUUCAAAACCACUUACUGCUGAUUUUACUUCAAAUUCGAGUCGAGGCCAGAAAGCAAAAACCACUUUAGCAGGGUUUAGAAGUUCAAGCAUUUUGAACAGGGUACAUCUUGAUGAUUUUCAAACAAGCACAAAGAUUGAUGCAUUGAGGGAGGAAAUCAGAUUCAUGAUUGAGAGAGAUGGUUCUGCAAAAGGGAUCGUCUUCAGCCAGUUCACAUCAUUUUUGGAUUUAAUUAUGUAUUCUCUGAAAAAGUCUGGCAUAACUUGCGUCCUUUUGGAAGGAUCUAUGACCGUUGCUGCUAGGGAUAAUGCAAUUAAAAGAUUCCAUGAGGACUCUGGUUGCAGAAUUUUUCUCAUCAGCUUGAAAGCAGGAGGUGUUGCCCUCAAUCUUACAGUGGCUUCACAUGUUUUCUUGAUGGAUCCCUGGUGGAAUCCUGCUGCAGAGCGUCAAGCCAUGGAUAGGAUACAUCGAAUAGGGCAAUAUAAACCAAUAAGGAUUAUAAGAUUUGUAAUAGAGAAUACCAUAGAGGAAAGAAUUUUGAAGCUGCAAGAGAAGAAAGAACUAGUAUUUGAAGGGACUGUUGGAGGAUCGGCAGCCGCUCUGUCGAAAUUAACUGAAGCUGAUUUGAAAUUUCUCUUUGCCACUUAACAUGUGGGAAUCGGGGUGAAGAACGAAGCAGUAUAAGUUGUCUAUCUGUGCUUUGAUCAGCUUGAGGCCAUUGGAGACAGUAUUAAACAUAGAUGAAUGUAUAACUAGAUCUACUAAAUUGGGGCUUAGGAAGUAGAAGAAAUUAGAAAAUAUUAUGUUGUGAUUUCUCUUUUGCUCAUGAAUUUGUCGUGUACGCAAUGAUAACAUGAUGAAAUUUUGCCAUAUUUAUGGCUUUUAUUACCCUCUAUUUUGACCCUAUAUAUUAUCAUUUUGUUGUGUUUCAGUGAUUUUACGUCUUGGUAUUGUGUUGUCGCUUGGAGGUUUACGUAGGUACUUCUGACCUUGAAGAUCCUGUUGUGCCUAUAUUGAGCCAUCGAGCCUCGUAUCAGUAACCAACAAGCUUGAGCAUACAAAGCCAAGGGGUCCAAUGCCAAACCCAAGAAAAGCAUCUUCAAUCUAUGAAAUCCCAAGAAAAUCACUUGUUAUUUUUCUCUCCGAAAUUAAAAAUUGAUUCUCGUAAAUGUCCUUCACCUAAAUUACAUUCAACCUACUGAUUUGGCAAUGGCGUGUACUAGCUGUCUUCCUCCCUCUCCUUACAUCCAAAAUUAUGUUCAAUUUACGGAUGACUAAGGCUCCAUUAUUUUCACUCUGUUCUCCUCAAGAAAUACUCCAAGAAUGCUGGUAUCAAAGACUUUGAUUU